AUGCAAGACUCUCCCCUCAUCAUCACUUUUGUUUUGGUACUGAUGCAAUUUCUUCUUGGGAUUCUUGCAAACAGCAUCAUCGUGGUGGUGAAUGGCAUUGGUCUGAUCAAGCAGAAGAAAAUGGCUCCCCUGGACCUUCUUCUCUCUUGCCUGGCACUUUCUAGAAUUUGCCUGCAGGUGACCAUCUUGCAUUUUUGUCUGACUGUACUGUCCUUGACGGACCUUUUUAUGUUAUCUCGGAAUUUUGUGACCUACUUGUUUGUAAGCGAAUCAGAACUCUGGCUUGCCACAUGGCUGGGUGUUUUCUACUGUGCCAAGAUUGCCAACGUUUCUCACCCAUUCUUCUUCUGGUUGAAGAUGAGGAUAACCAAGCUGGUACCAUGGCUGAUCCUGGGGUCUCUGUUAUUUGCAUCUGCCACUUGUGUUUUGCACAGCAACUAUGUAUGGAUUAUUUCUCAAAACUUCUCAGUGGCCUUUGUCUUUAAAAACAUAGUGUCUCCUGUGAAAGAAAAAUUUGCUUUACAGUUUUUCUUACUGACAGUUGAGGUCUCCAUACCGUUACUUAUCUUCCUUGCUGCGGGUCUCCUGCUGGUUUUUUCCCUGGGGAGACACACCCAGCAGAUGAGAAACGUGGCUGCGGGCGCUGGGGACACUCCCCGGAGUGCCAGCAUCCAGGCGAUGCUGUCCGUCCUGUCCUUCUUCAUCCUCUACUUUUCCCGCUUCACCGCCCCUGCAUUGCUCUCUCUCGAAAAUUUUCAGUUUGGAAGCUUAAAUGUUCUGUUCUUUGCCUUGAUGUUUGGUACAUACCCCUCUGCACACUCUGUCAUCUUAAUUUUAGGAAAUCCUAAACUAAAACAAAACGCAAAGAAGUUCUUCCUUCACCGUAAGUGCUGUCAGUGA
This is a messenger RNA of Nycticebus coucang (slow loris), 900 nucleotides long. It is a transcript of the gene TAS2R1, whose product is annotated as taste 2 receptor member 1. The record is from RefSeq and is a predicted model, not a curated record. Gene Ontology annotation, biological process: G protein-coupled receptor signaling pathway; detection of chemical stimulus involved in sensory perception of bitter taste; sensory perception of taste. Gene Ontology annotation, cellular component: membrane. The transcript has a single exon. Gene Ontology annotation, molecular function: bitter taste receptor activity; G protein-coupled receptor activity. The coding region runs from base 1 to 900 and encodes 299 amino acids. NCBI's taxonomy places the organism in Eukaryota, Metazoa, Chordata, Mammalia, Primates, Lorisidae.